Molecule: messenger RNA, 1008 nt
Organism: Penicillium cosmopolitanum
Lineage: Eukaryota; Fungi; Ascomycota; Eurotiomycetes; Eurotiales; Aspergillaceae
Exons: 1
Coding region: 1-1008 (335 amino acids)
Source: RefSeq, a predicted model, not a curated record
AUGGAGAUACAUCUCGAUUGUCCCAACAGAGGCUAUCUUCCGGGCGCCCUCGUUCGAGGAGAGGUUGAAGUGGACCAGGGCACCGACGGAGAGCAGGGAACUCUCAGUAUUGUUUUCUCGGGGCGAUCGAUGAUUGAGCUGAAAUCAUGGAGUGUCGGGCCAGGGGACUACAGUAGAAACACCCAAUUCCUCAUGAUAUCACGGAUAACACUCUAUGAAGGGGUUUCAUGCUACACCGAUAUGCCAGCUGGAGGAUAUCCAUUUCUAUUUACUUUUUCUUCCAAGACGCAGAAUGCCCUGGGACAGUCAAUUUGGCCAGAGUCGGCAAAAUAUGGAAGCCCUAAGAGCUGGGGUCGUCAUGCUGCUUUGGAAUCACUUCCACCGUCACUCUCAUUUACUGGUGGCUCAAUCCUGUCUGCUACCAUAGAAUAUCGCCUGGAUGUCAAAUGGGUUUCGGGAACGCGACAGGAGAGGAGAUCAUGUGUUCUACCUUUCGACACAUACCGGUCUGAACCUUCACCUCAUAUCACUUCUGUCACUACUACAGACAGUUUCUCCUUUCGGAAUACACCUCUGCCAUACGGAGAAGAUAACAGCUGCCCCUUGACGGUCAGUGAUAGAUUUCACUUGGCAUUGAGGUCCGAGGGCACUGGUACAAAAGUUAAAUUCAAUAUUAAAACAACCAUUGGAACAACUGUUGUCCAAGGCGAAGUUCCUUCUGUGGAAUUGUGUCUAUACCAUUUGAAUCAGAAAGCAAAGCUCGAAGACAUACCAGUGGUCCGACUACAAGUUUUUACUGUCCACUUGGAAAGAAUCACGGCGGCUCGGACUCCUCGUCGCGCAGCUUCACAUACAAAUACAGUCCAUUUCAGUUUUCAGUACGAAAUCUCUGGACUUGGUUCUAGCAGAAAAGAACCAGUGUGGAUAUCAGUGAUGCUCUGGGCUUGGAAACCGAGGAUAUUUCCUACGACCUUUACACAUUCAAUUUUCGUCGAACACUUAAAAUGA